Messenger RNA from Knipowitschia caucasica, 315 nucleotides. Lineage: Eukaryota; Metazoa; Chordata; Actinopteri; Gobiiformes; Gobiidae. The record is from the annotation of a GenBank genome assembly.
AUGAUACGUGUGAUGGGCAAAGCUCCCUGGUCCCCGGUCUUUGCCGAAGACAGAGGAGGAUUCUUCCAGCGGAGGGGACACGCUGGGAGGGAGCCGGUGGUGGAAAGGGUAGGGGGGGUGUUGAAUGUGUUAAUACACAGGAACACUGCAUCAAACCAAUGCACUGCUCUGAGGCUGGCUGAGCAGCUGAGAGGAGUGCGUCAGCAGUACAUUCACGUUGCCACUGAAGGACAAAAGGGAGGGAGGGGGGUAAGGCAGAGCGAGCGUCUUAGGCUGCCCGCAACACCGACACGCGCUCCGACACUGCUGGCUUGA